Molecule: messenger RNA, 3105 nt
Organism: Gekko japonicus
Lineage: Eukaryota; Metazoa; Chordata; Lepidosauria; Squamata; Gekkonidae
Gene: SPSB1
Product: splA/ryanodine receptor domain and SOCS box containing 1
Exons: 3
Coding region: 480-1301 (273 amino acids)
Biological process (GO): intracellular signal transduction; proteasome-mediated ubiquitin-dependent protein catabolic process
Cellular component (GO): SCF ubiquitin ligase complex
Molecular function (GO): protein binding
Source: RefSeq, a predicted model, not a curated record
CGCGUCUGGCGCCCGAGCGAGGAGCCGCUGGGCUGGGCAAGCGGGGCGGCGGCGGCGGCGCUACUGCAGCGGCUGCCUGGGCUGGGCUGGGCUGGGCUGGGACGCCGCCUUUGCAGGGCGCCCCUGGAGGAGUGGCAGCCGGGCCGGAGCCCCGGGACUGGAAGCCACCAACGGGGAGGGGCUGUUGCAAAGCAGCGGGCGGGGGUGGGGGAUCUGCAGAGAGCCCCCCGAAGAGGCUCCCCGUUCCCUGGCGCCGCUCCGGAGCAGCAGACCCGCGCCUACCUCGGAAUGGCCUGCCCCGGGUGCCUCGGGAGGUAACCUUGACUGGCAGGAGGAUCACGGCAGAGUCUCCUAGUAACCUCCCCGCCUCCCUCCCCCUCUCCGCCAAGGCUUGGAUGACAACUGGGGACGGCCAGCGCAAGGUCGAUUGAUGAACGGGCCCCUGCAGUCUAUAAAUAGGUGACAGACGACGAGUCAGGAUGGGGCAGAAGGUUACCGGAGGGAUCAAGACCGUGGAUAUCAGGGACCCGGCUUACAGGCCGCUGAAGCACGAGCUCCAAGGGCUGGACUACUGUAAGCCCACCCGGCUGGACCUCCUCUUGGACAUGCCCCCCGUCUCCCGUGAGGUCCAGCUGCUGCAUUCGUGGAACAACGACGACCGCUCCCUCAACGUCUUCGUGAAGGAGGACGACAAGCUUAUAUUUCACCGGCAUCCGGUGGCCCAGAGCACGGACGCAAUCCGGGGCAAAGUGGGGUACACGCGGGGGCUCCACGUCUGGCAGAUAACGUGGGCCAUGCGGCAGCGGGGCACGCAUGCCGUGGUGGGCGUGGCGACGGCAGAGGCCCCUCUCCAUUCUGUCGGGUACACGACUCUGGUGGGGAACAAUCACGAGUCGUGGGGAUGGGACCUCGGGCGGAACCGGCUGUACCAUGACGGGAAGAAUCAGCCGAGCAAGACGUACCCUGCCUUUUUAGAGCCAGAUGAAACCUUCAUUGUGCCGGACUCUUUCUUGGUGGUGCUGGACAUGGACGAUGGGACGUUAAGCUUCAUCGUGGACGGACAGUACAUGGGGGUUGCUUUUCGGAGACUCAAAGGGAAAAAGCUGUACCCGGUUGUAAGCGCCGUGUGGGGCCACUGUGAAAUUAAGAUGCGAUACUUGAAUGGGCUUGACCCUGAGCCGUUGCCUCUGAUGGACCUCUGCCGGCGUUCCGUGCGCUUCGCGCUGGGCAAGGAUCGGUUGAACGAGAUACACGAGCUGCCCCUUCCCGAAUCCCUGAAGAGUUACCUUCUCUACCAAUGACCCCACCGAGAGAGGACUUGCUUGCCCGAGAGAUCCAGUUGAGUCGAUCGGCCGGGUCCUCUCUGGACAAGCGGGCCCACCUCCCCGCACUUCCAUCUCCUGGUGCGCGCCUUUGGCAGACGGCUGGCUCGAAGCCUGUUCCCCCUCACUAUGCGAAACUAAAUCAGCUGUUUUGAGAGAGCUCCUUAUGCAAGUCUCGACCGGGGCAGGGGAGAAGACCGCAGCCCACCCGCAUUCCAACAACUGACAAACCAGCAGAACCUCGCGAUGCCAUCUCUCGCCCAUUCUCGGCCGCCGUCUGAGUGGCACUCUUGUUCGGUUCCCCUCUCUCAACACUGGCUGGAGAGGGGACAGGAUUUGGGGGAAGACGGCCGCUAAGAUUCCAGGUGCUAAGCCUCGGCUGCAGUGGAAGUUGGCGUAUCACAACCGGAAGGAUUGCUGAAACAGCCAGUUUUACCUCCAGUGGGCAAAACUACGAAGUUUUGCCUCCAGUGGGCAAAGCUACGAAGUUUUGCCUCCAGGGGUCAAAACUAUGACAGAGGAAAUCCUCCAUGUGGAUACGUAUUUGUUCAGACAAAGGGACUGUGGAAAGGGGUCCUCCCCGUUGCAAGUGUGGUCCUUUCCCUGUGCCGGGCCCUCUUCCCAUUGGGGCUUGUUGUCGCCAUACCAGUUUGGUACCGACUGAAGGCCCAAAACCUAAAUGCUGCCAUUUUGACUGUUCUGUCUGGAUAUUCACUUGAACCUGUAAUUCUGAGGGUUGGCGUGAGAACAUCUUUGGACAGUGCCCAGAUCCACCUUGCUGAUGGGGCCCUGGGUUGGGAUUUGCUCUUCUAGACUGGCUUCAGUUCAUUGGCGUGAGCCAUACCAUCUCUAAGGCUGGCACUGGGUUUCCCCCUGCCCCUUACCCCUUGUCAGCUGUAACCGGGCGACACAUUGGUUUUGAAACCCACGUGCUUCCUUUCUCUGUGAGUUCUGUAACGUCCCAGAUGCAUUCUUUGAGUCGCCGUUCUGCAUUUCAAUCUUUCCAUCUCCUCUGCAGUUUGUGGCAAAACAGGACUUCAGCUCUUCCUUGGAUUUCAAAUUGGGUUCAGAGGGAGAGGAGAAACUGAUCCCCUGUAGUUCUCUUCUGUUUCCAUCUCAGAGGGCAGAAGACCAGGUCGCCUGCAGAUCGGUCCCGCGUCCUGGUGGUUAUCACGACUUGUCAGAUAGCAGGACAGAUUUCCAGCUGGCUCUCAAGAGACGUCUUGAGCUGCUGCUGCAAGCUGUGACCCUCCAAGAAAGGGCUUCCCCCCCACCCCCACCCUUUAUGUUUAGUCAUGCUGCAAAUGGGUCUGAAAUGCAGGUCGGCAGGGAAGGACGGGAUUCUCAGUCGGUGGCUGAAAUAACAGCUGUUCUAGUUUCUUGACCUGGAUAGCCUAGCAAGGUGGGCGGGGAGAUACCUGUAGGAACACUGCUUGGUGCAGAGUAGGGGCUGUGAGUGAUCCUGGCGCGCACCGGUUGGUCUAGAAGAGCAAGUGGUCUUUCUCAAGCCAUUGUCGGGGCUGUCCCGAUUCAGCAAACUUCUAAGCUGCCUUAGAGGGGUAAAUCUUUGCACACGUUUUUUUUUCUUCUUCUCCGGGGGAAGGAAAACACACACACUUGAUUGAGUGUCUUUCACACCAGAUUUGUGUUAGGGUGGAGGGGGAGGAUGUCUUCUCUUUUUAUUCUGUGCAGGUACAAAUGGACUUGUUUGUUAGAAAAUGUUUAAUAUAUAUUUUUGCCUCGGUUUGUAAAAAGGACUGUUUGGGGUUUCUUUUUUGUUUGU